AUGCCGAACCUCUCAAUCUUCGCAAUACCCGCCUACUGGGUCCUCUCGAUGGCGCCUCACGCCUACGCAAUUGGCCUUAUCAAAAAAGCUAAUAACGGUCGCUGGGACAACACCAAUCCUCGGUCUUCCAACUGGGACGACACGUUGCGCAAAUCCACCCCCGCCGAAGUAUAUGGCCGCUUCACUCGCGCUGAAGCCGCCCACAAUAAUGGGUUGGAAAACCUGCCUCUGUUCGUCGGAGCGAUCUUGGCCGCCAAUCUGGCGAAGCUUUCGACUCGGGAUGUGAAUACAUUUGCUGCGGCGUAUCUUGGGUUGAGGGUGGUAUAUACGUUGCUUUACAUUAAUGUUACGAGGAAUCGCUCGAGUUUCUGGAGGACGGGGAUAUGGAUUGAAGAGAAAGAGGGGGACAUGGGAUAUAGGGAUGUAUGUAUAGUCGAACUGGGCAAGGCGACCCGCGGUUUGAUAGGCGUUGUUGGUCAGGCUGAGAAAACCGAGUUCUUCUGUAGUGAAGUGCCUCGGGGAACUUGA
Molecule: messenger RNA, 528 nt
Organism: Venustampulla echinocandica
Lineage: Eukaryota; Fungi; Ascomycota; Leotiomycetes; Helotiales; Pleuroascaceae
Exons: 2
Coding region: 1-528 (175 amino acids)
Cellular component (GO): membrane
Source: RefSeq, a predicted model, not a curated record